Setaria italica (foxtail millet) is the source of this 2358-nucleotide messenger RNA. RefSeq names its product synaptotagmin-3. Gene Ontology annotation, molecular function: lipid binding. The record is from RefSeq and is a predicted model, not a curated record. Bases 453 to 2069 code for a protein of 538 amino acids. NCBI's taxonomy places the organism in Eukaryota, Viridiplantae, Streptophyta, Magnoliopsida, Poales, Poaceae. Gene Ontology annotation, cellular component: endoplasmic reticulum. The transcript is spliced from 12 exons.
CCCUGGGCCCUGGGCCCUGCCCCCGCCGCCGCCGCCGCCGCGAGGCUUUUGUUCGGGCGCGGCGCGUGGAUUUCGGCUGGUUCUCUUUUCCACCCAUCCGCGCCGCGCGGCACGGGCGCGCCGGCCUCGCCAUAAAACCCAUCAGCCAAGCGCCGGCGCGCAUCCCGUUCUCCGCCCCCUCCCCCCGAUAAACACCGCCAGCUCGCCCUCUCGCUCGCUUCGCCCUUCCCGCCUCCCCCACCCCGCUCCGCCGCGUCUAGUUCUAGUAGUAGUUGUCCCCGCCUCGGUUCGACGUCUCCGAGGAGGAGCAACCCAACCACCGAGCCACACGACAACCGCCAGCAACCAACCUCCGCGCGUACGGGCGGUUCCCGACUCCCCAUGCGGUUGCCGCCGUGGGCGGCGACGGCGGCGCAGCGGCAUUCGCGAUCAUCGCAGGGAGGACGGCGGCGAUGGGCCUCGUCGGCGGCGUCCUCGGCUUCUGCGUCGGCCUCCCCAUCGGCCUCGCCGCCGCCUACUUCCUCUACCUCCGCUACUUCGCCGCUCGCCGCCUCCAGGAUCCUGUCAUUAGACCUUUACGGGAUUUAGAUUCUGAGACCCUGCAGACAACAAUACCAGAUAUUCCAUUAUGGGUGAAGAGCCCAGACUAUGAGCGGAUUGACUGGAUGAACAAGUUCAUUUUUGACAUGUGGCCUUUCUUGGAUAAGGCAAUAUGCAACAAUAUAAAACGUGCAACAAGACCAAUAUUUGAUCAAUAUGUCGGGAAGUAUGGUAUAGAAUCAAUUGAAUAUGAACAAUUGACACUUGGGUCUCUUCCACCUACAUUUCAAGGUAUUAAAGUCUACGAAAUGCGAGAAAAAGAAUUGGUAAUUGAGCCUGUGAUUCGGUGGGCUAGCAUCAUGAGUGUCAUCGUAAAUGUGAAGGUGCAUUCUUUCAAAGUGUCUGCUCAGCUUGAAGAUCUACAUAUAAUGCUAACACCACGUGUUACUCUGAAGCCGCUUGUGCCGAGCUUUCCCUGCUUUUCUAACUUGUGUGUUUCACUAAUGGAGAAGCCACGCAUAGAUUUUGGAUUCAAAUUGUUUGGGGGAGAUGUCAUGGCAAUACCGGGCUUGUAUCAGUAUGUUCAGGAUCAAAUAUCAAAGCAAAUCUCAAUUCUGUAUCACUGGCCUAAGGUCAUACAGAUUCCAAUCUUAGAUGGAGCAAGCGGCGCUACAAAGAAGCCUGUUGGAAUCUUACAUGUGAAGGUAAUUAGAGCCAUGAAUCUUCUCAAGAUGGACUUGCUGGGAAAAUCUGAUCCCUAUGUCAAGAUGCGCCUGAGUGGUGAAAGACUGCCCUCAAAGAAAACAACUGUUAAGAUGAGCAACCUGAAUCCUGAAUGGAAUGAACACUUCAAGUUCAUAGUAAAGGAUCCAGGCACGCAACUACUAGAGCUCCACAUGUUUGAUUGGGAAAAGGUUAAAAUGCAUGAUAAAUUGGGUAUGCAAGUAAUUCCGCUCCGUUUGCUUACUCCUUAUGAGAGCAAGUUAUUCACACUCGACCUUGUUCGAAGCAUGAACCCAAAUGAUCCACAUAACAAGAAGAACAGAGGAAAGCUCGUUGUUGAGUUGACUUUUGAUCCCUUCAGAGAAGACAGCACGGCCAGUGUGGCUUCAGAUGGUGAAGGUACUGCCAGUGCAAGAAGGGAAGCGGACGGUGAUUCCAGUGGUGGGGUGUUGUUGGUUUCUGUAGAAAAUGCGGAAGAUGUCGAAGGGAAGCGGCACACUAAUCCAUAUGCUGAGGUUCUUUUCAGGGGAGAACGGAAGAAAACAAAGGUGAUAAGGAAGACGAGAGAUCCAAGAUGGAGCGAGGAGUUCCAGUUCAUGUUGGACGAGCCUCCUGUGGAAGACAAGAUCCACAUUGAAGUUAAAAGCAAACGCCGCGGACUUCCUUACCCCAACAAGGAAUCCCUGGGGCAUGUGAAUAUAAACCUUGUGGACGUGGUGAACAAUGGCCGAAUCAACGAGAAAUACCACCUGAUCAACUCAAGGAACGGGAUGAUACAAGUCGAGAUCAAAUGGAGCACGGUGUGACCACCACUCUUUGUGCUUUGUAUUGUAACUUCAGUUCCUGUAUGUCCCAUUUGGCCCUGUUAGCUUAUGUUGUAACAUCAAUGGACAGUGGAGAUGCGUGUGACUUGCUUAUAAGUUGUAACAUAUAAAAAGCACCGGCUUUGCUCAAUCUCCUGGAUCAAGCUAGCCCAUCAGGGUUUAGUUGGUUGCUUGUGUUGAGCACCGUUGGUGAGUAAUAGAUGCUCAAAUAGUCGAACGCUACCAUCACAAGAAUAAAAGCCUUACCUGCUGCACCUAUUUCAAAAUGUAA